Ogataea angusta is the source of this 2379-nucleotide messenger RNA. RefSeq lists its product as uncharacterized. The record is from RefSeq and is a predicted model, not a curated record. The coding region runs from base 1 to 2379 and encodes 792 amino acids. Gene Ontology annotation, biological process: ergosteryl 3-beta-D-glucoside catabolic process. NCBI's taxonomy places the organism in Eukaryota, Fungi, Ascomycota, Pichiomycetes, Pichiales, Pichiaceae. The transcript has a single exon. Gene Ontology annotation, molecular function: steryl-beta-glucosidase activity.
AUGCAUUCUAAGGGAUAUAUACCCCUAGCAAGCUCUUCCGAUUUAUCACAACCCGACAAAGAGCCCCCAAUUUUGAUGCGCAAACAUUCGAUUGUUUCCCUCAAUAGUGUUUUGGAGACCCAGUCUCUGUCUCAUGACACCAACGGCAACUUUGUUGAGGCGUCUACAGGCAGAAGAGUGCUUUUACGCGGGAUCAACCUUGACUCUUCUGCAAAGAUGCCCCAGAACCCUUUGCAAUAUUCCUAUUCUAGGCCCAAUGAAUGUGGUUUUUGGCAAGAGGCAGAUCGUGUCUCUUUUGUAGGCAGACCAUUUCCAUUGGAAGAAGCCUACGAACACCUGACACGUAUAAAACUUUGGGGCUACAACACGAUCCGUUACAUUAUCACCUGGGAAGCAAUUGAACACGAAGGUCCAGGAAUCUACGAUACCGACUAUAUUGACUACACUAUAGAGCUGCUGCGCAAGAUCGACGAAAUUGGCGGUCUCUACGUGUUUAUUGAUCCGCACCAAGAUGUUUGGUCUAGGUUCACUGGCGGAAGUGGUGCCCCACUAUGGACUCUGUAUGCUGCUGGGCUCGAACCUCGCAAUUUCCCUACUACUGAGGCCUCUCUUAUACACAAUUUCGCUGCUGAUCCUCAAAAUUACCAAAAAAUGGUCUGGGCGACAAACUACUACAGGAUGGCGACCCAAGUCAUGUUCACUCUUUUCUUUGCCGGGUCUAUGUUCGCCCCGAAAGCCAUCAUCAACGGCAUGAACAUCCAGGACUUUCUGCAAUCCCAUUUUUUGGGAGCCAUAUCUUUCCUAUUGACCUCAAUCAAGCAGAAAGCACCAGAGCUUCUGAACAAGACGUUAAUUGGAGUAGAGUCGUUAAAUGAGCCAAACUCUGGAUACUAUGGGUAUCCCGAUCUAGAUCAAUACCCCCCAUCUCAGGAACUAAGGCUGGGAACGUGCCCGAAGCCAAUUGAGGGUAUGCGAUUAGGAAUGGGACUGCCGCAGGAGGUGGAUGUUUAUUCGCUCUCUGUGUUUGGACCGCGCAAAAAUGGCUCCCGGCUUAUCGACCCAAACGGAGUCAAGGCAUGGAUCAGUGAUGAUAAAAUGGACAAACAUUAUGGCUUUGCAAGAAGUCCAGGCUGGAAGCUUGGGGAGUGCAUUUUUGCACAGCACAAUGUAUGGGAUCCUAGCUCUGGCCAAGCUCUCAUUCCUGAGUAUUUCAGCACAGACCCAAAUACAGGCGAAACUCUAGAUGAUAAGACGUUCAUCAAUACCCGUUUUGUUGACUUUUGGGACAAAUGGAAGAGCAUGAUAAGGAAAGUCGAUGCUGAUUUGUACGUGAUAAUGCAGCAUCCUGUCAUGGCGAUUCCUCCUGCUGUGAAAGGAACGUCACAUGUCGAUAGCAGAACGGCAAUCGCACAGCACUAUUACGAUGGGAUGUCGCUUAUGUUCCAGACGUGGAACAGAAAAUACAACGUGGACACGCUGGGCAUUUUACGGGGCAAAUACGUCAAUCCUGUUUUCGGGCUGGUUUUCGGCGAGAGAAACAUCCGCAAAUCGCUUAGAAAUCAGUUUGCACAGCUCAAGCAAGAGGCCAACGAAGCGGUUGGGCCAAACGUGCCGGUGAUCGUCACGGAAACAGGGAUGCCGUUCGAUAUGGAUUACAAAAAGGCGUACUCCGAUGGAGACUAUAGCUCUCAGGAGAGCGCAAAUGAUGCACUACAGUCCGCGCUCGAACAGACAAACCUCAACAGUACCUAUUGGUGCUAUAACUCGCGCAAUUGUCACAAAUGGGGAGACAAUUGGAACUUGGAGGAUUUCUCGUUGUACUCCAAGGACGACGUGGAUGACCGAAAAAAUGAGUAUUGGAUGCGGGCUGGAGCUUAUGGAACCACAACAAUUGGCACUUAUUUAGAGUGGAUAACGAAUUCCUCGUCCAGUCUCGAUACCACAUCCAAAAAAUCAGAGGCUGACGAAGAAGAGAUCGAGCUCGAAAACAAAGUCAUCUCACUAAUGAACGGGACCCGUGCUGCGGCUGCUGUUGUGCGUCCGUAUGGUGUUCUGGUGAAUGGCACAGUGAUAUUAAGCGAUUUUGACCUCAAAAAGGUCACAUUUGUGAUGGAAAUUGAUACCCGUGCUCAACCGCACAAAAAGGCUCCCACCGUGAUAUAUUUACCAGAGCUUCACUUUCCACCAGGACAGUUUGAGGUCAGGGUUACCAACGGCACAACCACGUAUCGCCACAACAAGUUUGUCCAGCUUGUAGAGUGGGAUCACGACGUACAGAUUGGAAAUAUACGAAUCGAGGUGAGCAGCUACGCGGGUCAAGAGGAUUACGACUACAAUGAAAAGGGCACUUUAAAAGCCCUUGCCUGCGGGUACUUAUGA